GGACGGCUCGUGCACAAGUGGAUGUUGUGUGUAGCGUUUGGAAUUGGCGAGGAUCUCGGCGGCGUGCUGACGUGUGGCUGCCCGACCAACGACGCAAGCGCCCGAUCGUGCUGGCGACUUUACUCGGGCGAUGCUGGAUCAGUCGGUUGUAGAAUCCCCGUGGAGACGACGGGCGCCACCCAUCCGUCGUGUAUGCACGCACGAGAGGGGCAGCGCCAUCAAGCAGUUUGCCACCAGUAGCGCCAGUACCGCAUGGCGGGCGGUCGGUUGCCUUCCGCCGAUGCCUCUCUUCCUCUGAACGCAAGACGUUCCCCCUCGACCGCUCCAGCUCUGUCGCAGGCGUGACCUGCGCAGUUGCAAGGGUACCCGAGAUUCGAAAAACCGUCUGACGCGAUCGAUCGCAUGGCGACUUGACGCAGCCACGCCGUGCGCGCUCGCCACAUCGUCGACGCGACCGACCCAUUCUGACGUAAACACGGCGUUCCGGUCAGUUUCCGAUUUCCAUGGCUCCGCCGACCAAGAAGCACCGGACAAAGGUCGUCCCGCACUCGGAGUUUGUGUGCCAAUACACGUCCAAGCGGUGCGACCGCGCCAGGUCGGCCAAGAAGAACGGACAGCUCCAUCGACUAUGCGAGUACCACCGCAGCAAAGCCAAUCGAUUCCAGAAAGCGUACAAGCUCCGCGUGACCAAGUCGGCGGCGCUCGCGUCGCAUGACUCCAUCGUGCCACCCACCACGCCGCCGUUCGAUGUGGUGGAUCCCAUCCCGUUCGCCACGGACGCCACAUCCCUCUCCGCCUGGAACGCAGAAGACUUUGCCAUGCUCUGCGACGCCAUCAUCACGUCGGUCUAGCUCGUCCCCUUUCCUCUAUUUAACUGCGUUAAUUGCACCGACUUGAUUCCAUC
Molecule: messenger RNA, 904 nt
Organism: Aphanomyces invadans
Lineage: Eukaryota; Oomycota; Saprolegniomycetes; Saprolegniales; Verrucalvaceae
Exons: 1
Coding region: 504-851 (115 amino acids)
Source: RefSeq, a predicted model, not a curated record